AUGUGGGCUGGCCCUGUAAUAUCCAAAGCGAUCCUCUAACUCUCCUUCAGUAGGAUCUCAGCUGCGGUUGUGGUUCUGUUGGCGUCGAACAGACGGAUCAUUACAGCGAGCUCUCUUCACCAGUGAAUAACAGAGAGAGAGAGAGAGAGAGAGAGAGACGAAGCUGUUUUUACGGAAUAACAGUCUCCGCCUUUGGACAGGAGUCGGGUAGGGAGAUUUUAAAUGAAAUAUGAGGAAGGUGUUGAUAAAUCAGUCGUGUUUUUCUCUCUCUUGGAUCACGGAUUUCUGAAGCUUGUGAGCGCACGUUUCGGUCUUUUUUUUUUUUUUGCAGAGUGAUGUAGCCUGUGAGAAUAAAGAAGCAAACGUAAAAUCCGACCCUGUCAUGGAUGCGAGUGUGCAGUGAUGCUGCAGGUGCAACUGACUAUAGUCUGUCAAUACAAAAGAGCAAAACACUUACUGGCUAAUGCAUAGGGACCUAGAAUCCGAAACAAGCGCUGAGCACAAGUUCUACAGCGCAGUAUGAUUGUGCCUCUUCCGAAUCAGAUGCUGCAGAUGUUUUGAGCGCAGGUUCAUUGAUCCAGGGUGCCGAGCGGACCCACCUUACACACAGAGACCAGAUGAUGGUCCCCGGGGCCCCCAGCACGACCACCACCAUGCUCCCAGCGUCGGAGGCUGCCAAGAUCUACCAGACCAACUACGUUCGCAACUCCCGCGCCAUCGGCGUCCUGUGGGCCAUCUUCACCAUCCUCUUCGCCAUCGUCAACGUGGUGUGCUUCAUCCAGCCGUACUGGAUCGGGGACGGCGCGGACACUCCGCAGGCGGGCUACUUCGGUCUGUUCCACUACUGCAUCGGCAACGGGCUGUCCCGGGACUUGACCUGCCAGGGGAGCUUCACCGAGUUCAGCACCAUCCCCUCCGGUGCGUUCAAGGCCGCCUCCUUCUUCAUCGGCAUGUCCACGGUGCUGGUGCUCUCCUGCAUCGGCUGCUUCGCGCUCUUCUUCUUCUGCAGCACCGGGACCGUUUACAAGAUCUGUGGCUGGAUGCAGCUGGCUGCAGGAACAUGUCUGAUCCUGGGCUGCAUGAUCUACCCGGACGGCUGGGACAGCGACGAGGUGAAGCGGAUGUGUGGCGAGCAGACGGACAAGUACACGCUCGGGGCCUGCUCGGUGCGCUGGGCCUACAUCCUCGCAAUCAUGGGAAUCAUGGACGCCCUCAUCCUGUCCUUCCUCGCCUUCGUCCUGGGAAACCGCCAGGACAGCCUGAUGUCCGAGGAGCUGCUGGGAGACAGUAAGAGGAUGAUGGAGACAUGUGACACAGCAGGAGAGAGAUCAUCGCUUUGCCUUAGCGGGUUAUAAACCGGAAAGAUUGGAAACUUCUGCACCAACUCAAUCGAUCAGCUGUCAGUCGAGAUGAGCGAAUCCUAAAAAAGUCAGAAAACAUCCUCCAACAGAUUUUCCACCGAUUGGAAAGUGAGACACCAAAAGACAAGUAUCAAAUGUUUUACUUCUCAGAGACGGUUUGGUGUGAAAUCAAGGUUACAAAACAAAACCUGUGCCAACAAACUAAUUAAAAAAUGAACGAAUGCUGGCCUGAAUGUCUGCUCUGUGUAUUUACGGCUCGAGCAUUCAGCCAGUUCAGCCAAGAUUGAAUUCCACUUUUGGCACGUGGAGUCCAUUAAUUAAGAUUUUAAAGUCUUGAGUCUGAGAAAAGUCAAAGUUAAAAGAAAGUUAAUAAAAAAGAUUUUCUGCUUAAUUAGACUUUCUAUUAAAACUCAAAGCAACAAUAAGACUGAAUCCAUCUCCCAGCAGCUGGAAAUUAUAAAAGAAGACACCAUCCCUUAUCUCCUUUCUGCAUAAUUUCCCACGCUUGACUAAAUCACCUGCAUACAUCAGAAGGAAUGUUUUACACCACCUGCUCGGCCGCUUCCUGCUCGCUUCUGUUAUAACUGAGAUUUUUCUCUCUUGAUUGGGGCGAGAUGACAACUGCACUCGGACGCCGGGGAGAAUGAUUUAAACAGCAAAGAAGGAGAAGAAGAGAAUACAGAUGAAGGAGGCUGAAGAUCAAAAAGGAGAGAAAGACGGGUGACUGGGAGGAAGAA
Molecule: messenger RNA, 2098 nt
Organism: Labrus mixtus (cuckoo wrasse)
Lineage: Eukaryota; Metazoa; Chordata; Actinopteri; Labriformes; Labridae
Gene: lhfpl3
Product: LHFPL tetraspan subfamily member 3
Exons: 3
Coding region: 618-1355 (245 amino acids)
Biological process (GO): sensory perception of sound
Cellular component (GO): plasma membrane
Source: RefSeq, a predicted model, not a curated record